AGUGUCAACGCUUGUAUAUGUUUUGUGGAAGCUGUUGUGUGCUGGAUUAAGGUGGCCUUAUACCCGGGUGUUAAUUUGACCAUUUCGCCAGCCAAUAUGGAUCGGAGGGAAGUGGCCCGGGCUAUUGCUUCCCACCGGGGGUGUGGGUCUCGUGUGGUGUUGCUAUUGUUUCCAGUUCUAUUACUGCUGGUGCACACCGGAAAUGCCGCUGAACCGACGUCUUUGUCUGAGCGGAAUGAGGCCAACUCGCCAUCGGAUAACGGCGGUACUCCUGCCCAACCGGAAGUACAUCGUCAGCCCUUCGUUAAGCGUCCUUUCUGCAACAUCUAUGGCGGCUGUUCAGCCGCAUACCAACUGGGUUCCCGUAAACGCUGGCUGUUUGCCCCUAGCGCUGCCGGUGGUGGUGGUGGUAGUGGUGCGUCAUCCGCAGAAGGUACCUUUGUCCGUUCGACAAAUAAUGCGGCCAAUAUGCCCAGUGAAAAGGAGCUGGAUGACGCACUAACCGUAAUCGCCGCCGCGGAGGGCAGUUUCCUCAAGAAUGCCUAUCGAGCACGUCUUCGGGACCUAUUUCGUCCCUAAAUAUAAAAGGUCAAUGAGGCGGAAACUCUAUUUUUAAACUGGGAAAGCAUACCGAUGUAAAGAGUGUACAGCGUACCAAUGGUGUCACGUAGUAGUCGGCAUUAAGCGUUUUUCCGUAGUUUUUGAUUUGCAUAUGAUCAAUAAAUCCUGCUGACGUACACUUUCCGCUCAUCAACAUGAAUGAGCACGAAUUAUUUGAACAGUUAUUUGUUAAGAACACAUGCAUGAUAACAAUUUGGGAAUAUAUGGGUGGACGUUUGCGUAAUAUGUGUUAGCAGCAGCUUUGAUUUGUUGCACGCAUAUUGGUUUACGGUGCAUAAUGAGAUCGCUAUUAAAUGAAAACCUGCAGCCAGCAUCUGUUGCAUGUGAUUAUUAUAUCGCACAAUACAAGCUACUACACUGGCGUUCCCGUUAAUCAUGCAAGAGACCAGUAAAACUCAAAAU
This is a messenger RNA of Paramacrobiotus metropolitanus, 1023 nucleotides long. RefSeq lists its product as uncharacterized. The transcript is spliced from 2 exons. The record is from RefSeq and is a predicted model, not a curated record. The coding region runs from base 97 to 579 and encodes 160 amino acids. NCBI's taxonomy places the organism in Eukaryota, Metazoa, Tardigrada, Eutardigrada, Parachela, Macrobiotidae.